This is a messenger RNA of Gymnogyps californianus (California condor), 1395 nucleotides long. RefSeq names its product adrenoceptor alpha 1A (gene ADRA1A). Gene Ontology annotation, molecular function: alpha1-adrenergic receptor activity. Bases 1 to 1395 code for a protein of 464 amino acids. The transcript is spliced from 2 exons. Gene Ontology annotation, biological process: regulation of vasoconstriction; positive regulation of cytosolic calcium ion concentration; regulation of cardiac muscle contraction. The record is from RefSeq and is a predicted model, not a curated record. Gene Ontology annotation, cellular component: membrane. Lineage: Eukaryota; Metazoa; Chordata; Aves; Accipitriformes; Cathartidae.
AUGGCUUUCCUCCCUGGAAACUCCUCUGACUGCUCCAACUGCACCCACUCUGUGGGGCCUGUGAACAUUUCAAAGGCCAUUUUACUAGGUGUUAUUCUAGGGGGGCUGAUAGUUUUUGGGGUUUUGGGUAAUAUUCUGGUUAUCCUCUCUGUAGCCUGCCACAGACAUCUUCAGAGUGUUACCCACUAUUAUAUAAUUAACCUGGCUGUAGCUGACCUCCUCUUGACUUCCACUGUCCUGCCCUUCUCAGCUACUAUGGAGAUUUUGGGCUACUGGGCCUUCGGGAGAAUCUUCUGCAACAUCUGGGCAGCUGUUGACGUCCUUUGCUGCACUGCUUCCAUUAUGAGCCUCUGUAUCAUCUCGAUAGACAGAUACAUCGGGGUGAGCUACCCACUGCGAUACCCAAGUAUAGUGACAGAGAAGAGAGGCCUCCUGGCGUUACUGUGCGUUUGGGCAUUGUCUCUGGUAAUAUCGAUUGGACCUCUUUUUGGCUGGAAGGAACCGGCACCAGAAGAUGAGACCAUCUGUCAAAUCACCGAGGAGCCUGGCUACGUGCUGUUCUCUGCUCUAGGCUCCUUCUACCUCCCCCUGACUAUUAUCUUGGUGAUGUAUUGCCGAGUGUACGUAGUGGCCAAAAGGGAAAACAAAGGUCUGACUUCUGGUCUGAAGACAGAGAGAUCUCGUUCCGAAGAAGUGACCCUACGGAUCCAUCGUAAAAAUGCUCCUGAAGCGAGCGGAUCAACAUCCAACCCCAAGAGCAAGCAUCAUUUCUCAGUGCGUCUCCUCAAGUUCUCCAGGCAAAAGAAAGCUGCCAAGACCCUGGGAAUAGUUGUGGGAUGCUUCGUUCUCUGCUGGCUUCCAUUUUUUGUAGUAAUGCCUCUUGGUUCUUUCUUUCCUGCAAUCAAACCCCCGGACACACUUUUUAAAAUAACAUUUUGGCUUGGAUAUUUAAACAGCUGCAUCAACCCCAUAAUCUACCCGUGCUCAAGUCAAGAGUUUAAGAAAGCAUUCCAAAACGUCCUGAGAGCUCAGUGCCUCCCAAGGAAGCAAGCAGCAAAGAAGCAAUCCCCAAGUUUCAACCUCAACCAUCCCGCUAGCCAAAGCAUGGAGAGUGGCAAAGGUGUGGUCCGUAUCCCUGUCGGCUCGGGAGAAACCUUCUAUAAGAUUUCCAAGUCGGAUGGGGUCUGCGAAUGGAAGAUAUUCUCCGCUGUGCAAAGCAUGCCUGCAAAAAAUGCAGUUUCCAAAGACUGUACUGCAGCCAAAGUGAAAAGUAAAGGUUUCCUCCAGGAAUGCUGCUGUGCAGGCACUUCAGGGAACCUUGUCCAUGAAAAUUGUAAAGUGCCAACCAUUAAAAUACACACCAUCUCCCUCAGUGAAAACGGGGAGGACGUCUAA